Messenger RNA from Diabrotica virgifera virgifera (western corn rootworm), 12781 nucleotides. It is a transcript of the gene Hers, whose product is annotated as titin. Gene Ontology annotation, molecular function: chromatin binding. The transcript has 11 exons. Lineage: Eukaryota; Metazoa; Arthropoda; Insecta; Coleoptera; Chrysomelidae. Bases 214 to 5436 code for a protein of 1740 amino acids. The record is from RefSeq and is a predicted model, not a curated record.
GUUUAGUACGUAUGUAGGGCGGGGAGGUUUCGUUAUCGUACGUCCUUAUUUUCCCGAAAAACAGUGUUUAGAAAAAAGAACUAUAAUUGUAACUUUCUAAUUUUGACAUUCGUGCGUUUUAUGAACAUUCGAGACUGUUUCGUUUCUUUGGUGGAAAGUGUUUAUGAAAGUGGGGCAGGAGAGGAUGUAAAUAUUGGUUAAGCAAAGAUCAGGAUGCGUUCAAUGCCAGUUAGACAGGAAAAGCCAAUAAAAGCAGUGAAAAAAGUUUCAACGCCAAAAAGAAAACCUAUAAGCGACCCAGCUACUCCCGUACGCAAUACCAUUGAUGAAACUAUAAAUUUCGUAAUACUCGGACAACUUUCUUCACCACAACGUGUUUCUCAAGAAAAAGAAAGUGGUGUCCCAGAGAAAGAAAGUGUUGUGCGGGUGAAAAAGAACGCUACUAGAAGUCAUAGAAUCUUAAGGAAAUUCGAAGGCAAAAAUUUAAGAGUUAAACCUUCGAAAGAAAUUAUCGUUAAAUCAAAUUCCAAAGCUCAAACAAAAGCUGCCAAAAAACUAAGUGCCCAAAAUAGCUGUAAAAAGAAAUUUAAUAAUAAAAUAGCAGAAAUUAUUACGCAACCCGUAAAAGAAAUAACAUUAAAGAAACCAAAACUUGAGAGUGUAUCAAAAGAUAGCAAGAAAAAACUUAGGGAAGUAGACAAACCAAAGAUUACAAAGAAAACUAUAGUUAAGGCUAGGACAAUUAUAAAACCAAUAAUCAGGAAAUCGAAAAAAGUGACGGUAAAAGUUACUCUAAAAGCAUCAAAAGAAGCUCCCGUAAAAAGAUCAAAAGGCAUCUCUUUAAAAUAUACGCAGGAUAUUUGUAUAAAAACACCAAAAGAUACUUCUGUAGUAUCGACCAAGGAUACCUCUGUAAAAACAGCAGAGAGUCCCCAAAAAACCACAAAGGAUAUUGCUUUAAAAACAACUAAGGAUAUUCCAGUAAAAACAACAGAGGUCGCUGCGAAGCCAACAGAAACGACUCUAAAGAAAACAGAGAAAUAUGUAAAGACAAAUAACAAACCUCCAGAGGUUAUAACAAUUCAUGAUGAGGAUGAGAUCAAAAAACAACAAACUAUACAACAGUUGUUGAAACAAGUGAAUGAAGAAAUAAAAUCUAAAAAAUCCAAAACUCCUAAAAUUAAAAAGCGAAAGAAAAUUCCUCUAAACCCAGCAGAGAAUUUGGUUAAAUCUAAAGAUAAGGCAGAAGAACUUUUUGAUCAAAUAGUCAAACUUGAGUCAGCAUACUCCCCUUUGGAGAUUAAAAUAAAAGAAGAAAAACCAGAACCAAAAGUAGAAAUAUCUUCAGAAGAUAUUCCUGUUGUACCAAAAACUGAACUUUGUUUAGAUAACGAAAAAUCUGAGGAUACCAGUAAAACUGAAGCCGAGGUUAAACCUGAAGUUCAGCCCAAGGUUGAAACUGAAACUCAAAGUAGAAGUGAGUCAGACUCGUCAUCCAAAGAAAAACAGGCUUUAUUUAAAAAGAAGAAAUACAUAAAUCUAAAAUCAAAACCAAAGUUAACAGUUAUCAAAAAGAGAGUUCUGCAAAAAGGUAAAAAUAACUUAGAUGAGCAAGCUUGUAAGACAAAGCUCUUUAAAUUUUGGAACGGACCAAAGAGACACAGAGUAGCUUCUUUAAAUGCUUUAGCUAAGGUUCACUGUCUGUAUGAAAAUGAAACACGAGCAACGAUCUUGGACGUGAUCGAAGAAUCCAACAAAACCGCUUAUAUGCCCAAAAGUAUCGGAACCAAAACCAAAUUAACUAAAAUUGACAAUUCCGUUAAAAAUGUUGACCUUGAUGAUGAUGAUGAUGAAGAACAAGAAGAAGAAAGUUCUCCUCCACCAACUAGAAUUUUGCGAUCAGUUCCUGGUUUAAGAGCAGUCGGUAAACACUGGGAUAUGCACGAUACAACAAGCUCAGACGAAGAUGAUCGUAUUUGCAAAGUACCGGUUAAGACCGAUGAGAAAGAGAAACCAGAGAAAGAGAAACCAGAGAAAGCUCAGCCAAAACCAAAAAUAAAAAAGGAAGUAGUUGAAAGGAAACGAAAAUCGGCUGAAAUAGUCAUGGAUCUAAAGGAUAUGGUUGUUCGUAAGAGAAUGGCUAGUUUGAAUGCUACAGCUAUAUUGGCAGCCAGCUACUCCGCGGAGAGGCGACCAAAUAAAUCCAAAUAUAGCGACGAUAGCUCCUCUUGCACCAGCAAUUCUUCUGAUGAAUAUUUCGCUGCCUUGGAUAAAGAUAUUAAGGUAGAACAAGACGAUAAAAAGGAGGAAUUGAUCGAUAUAAGUACUACUCCUAAUAAAAAAGUUGCGGUUAUUUUAAACCAGGACACGGAUGUGACUAUAACUGGUGUGUAUGUGAACAGUACCACUAGAUCGACUCAUCACGAAGGAUAUUGCAGUAUAGCCGGGAUGCAGUAUAGGAUUUCUGCUACUAGUCAUACACAAACUGCUUCGACAGCUGUAUCUACUGAGGCUAUUCUUCAAUCUUCUUCUACGAGCGGUCCUGAAAAUAGUAAUAGUGAGUCGUUACCGUCAUCUAAGUCAUACACUCCUCUCGAUGCAUUAUCUAAUAUGCAACCCCCACCGGGACCCGGUAUACAACAUCCGGUUCUGCACGGACAGCAGAUGGGACCACCGCAACAUGUUCUUCCUAUGCCUCCACAUCAGCUGUCGCCAGGUCUUCGUCAUAGCUGUUCCAGUGCGUUUUCUUCACCUCACUCAACGCCUGGUUAUCCCACGCCUCCAGGCCAUCAUCCACCGGUGACGGGAGAAGCACAUGCGGGGUAUUAUCAACCGGCUGGUCCAUUGAUAACAGUACCUCCUUCGCACGGCCAACCGACUCAUCCUGCGCCACCGCCGCCAAUCAAAACUAUUUCUCUGUCGGAAACAUCACCGUCUUCGUCGACGACGCCAUCUGUAAUAUCGCACGACGUACCACCUCCUCCACCCAGUUCCAACGGAGAUUCUUCGGAUAGUGAGGUGAUAAUUACGUCAGUAACCACGGCGAAAGACAGCGUACCACCUCCAUCACACCCGCCUGCAGCUUAUAGGUACCAACAGUAUCCCGGCUAUUCCUAUUCAUACCCUCCUCAUUCGUACCCCUAUCCAACACCACCGCCUAACUCGCCUUAUUCACAUCACGACAUGUGCUAUUCGCCCAAUCCUUAUGUCCACCAUAAGUACCCCAUAAGAAGAUACCUCACACAGUACUAUCCACCUCCCAAUCCGCCGGAGAUCUAUCAAGUGCCGCCUAGUGGUCCUUCAUCACAAAACCAACAGGUCGUAUCAGCCACUCCUCCAUCGGCCAACGGUGCAUCAUAUUCGAACGCACCACCGCCAACAAUAAUGGAGACCUACGCGCCUCCUCAAACUGCGCUAGUGGAAAGCUACCAACCACCUCCACCAGCGCAUUACUACCCGCCACCAGUAUAUGGACCACCAACACCUCCUUGCUACUCUUCGAGAUCGAUUCCAUAUAUAAAUGCAUACCAGAGUAGCUGUCCGUGUCCAAUGCAGUCCUGUCCAAAAAACGUACUUACUGGACCUCUUACUGGUAGUUGUAAGAGGUCUAAUAUGUCUUCAAUUUCCAAGGAUUCUAUGCCUUUGCCUCCAGUCGCUAUAAUGCUUCCUCUUGAACCUGCAAGUGCAACGGGUCCUCCUAGUCCUGCUAGAGGUUCAGCGGGAAUGCCACCUCCGCCAUCACCAGCUGGAGCUACUUACCAAGCGCCUCCAGUUUCGACGAAACAAGAAGCGAAUACGCCGACAAAUCAAGAAGAUUGCAAAACGGAGAAGAAGCGGAGACCGAGGAUUGGCAAAGCGAUGGUUAGAGACAAUAUAGCAGCUAGUAUGCAGCAAAAUACCAUGCUGCUAAUGUGUAAUCCAUCUCAGAACUGUGUAAAACGGGAGAUUGAAAGCCCGAAGGAUUCAGAAAUUGAACAAAAAACGGAAAUCUCAUUCAAGGAAGUACAACCGUGUGAAAUAAACUUACUACAGGACCCGUGUCCUAUAGAAGAUGAACCAGUGAAAGAAGAAUCUCAGUCACCAAUCUCGUUACCACCAAAGGAAGAUACUCCCCCAGAAGAACCAAAGGAAGAACCGCCUAAUCCACUUCCUCCAGUUAUAAACACAGUGGCAGAAAACGUUAAAGUGAAAAACAUGAAACGAAAACUUUCUAUGCUCUCCGACAAGGAACCUAGUCCAGAAAUCGUCAUGCCUCAAAAGAAACGACAGAAAACCGGUUCUUACAAAUCAUUGAUCAAAAGAGACACAAGCGCAGUAAAAAUCAACAACGGUAAAAUAAAGCUUUUAGGAGAAAUGUCAAAGCCUCGUCGAAACAGAGCGAAACUCAAGAAAUCGCUUAAGAGAAUACACAGUAUGGAGAAUGAAGCGACAGUGAAACGACGGAAAGGGCCCAAAUUGCUUCCAAUAAACAAUUUCAAAUCAAAAGAGGUUAACCCGUCAACUGAAACCAAAGAAAAGAAAACAGUAUCGUUAAAAAAAGUCAAUUCUAAAUGCAGUUCUAAGCCAGCAAGCGAGAAAGUGUCCGCAAGAAGUAAUGUAGAUAUAAUUAUAGAUAAUGUGAUCAGUGAUGCUUGUAUAAGGACACAGGAAGAGUGCGUAGGUAAAUCGGAAAAGUGUGCGAAAUCUCAAACGAACGGUCCGGUGUUAAAUAAGAAAAGUACAAAUAAAAGUGUGGUGUCUAAAAAACUCAAACUCAAUCCUAAAGCGGCAGAAAACGCCAGGCGAAAAUCCAAAUCUAGUGAAGAAGUAAUACCACCUCCUGCGGCUAAGAUUGUCAGAAGAGCUUCAACUGUACCGAAAUGGUCAAACGGAUGGAUGUGGGAAGGCGAACCAUAUGAAGCAAAAGUAUUCGUAAAUAGCGACGAAUUGACUGUCUACAGAACGUGCUAUCCAGCAAUGAGGCACAGAGGAGGUGAUAAAAUCGUUCCUAGGGACUGCGUUCUUCUUAAAGCAGGACCACGUAAAAAUGAUCUACCGUUUGUAGCCAAAAUUGCUUCUUUAUGGGAGAAUCCAGAAGACGGCGAGAUGAUGAUGUCACUUUUAUGGUAUUAUCGACCAGAACAUACGGAGCAGGGUAGGCUACUAGCUGAUCAACCAGACGAAGUAUUCGCUUCAAGGCACAAGGAUUCGAAUAGCGUGGCGUGCAUUGAUGACAAAUGUUAUGUACUCACUUUUAACGAGUACUGCAGGUACCGCAAGACGUACAAACGGAUCGAGGCGGGAAUAGAGGAAGUCCUACCAUGCAUUCCCAACCCGGAACCAUAUCCAAGAUCUCACAGGCAACCUCCCAUGACUCUAGUAUCUCCCGAGAUGGUAUUCUUUUGCCGGCGAGUGUACGACUUCAGGCAAAAGCGUAUUAUGAAAAAUCCUACUUAAGUUCUUUAUUAUUUUUCCUGUUAGAAUUGUUGAUGAUUUCUAUUUUUAUUUUUUGUUAUUUGUGUUUGUAAUCGGGAUGCCAGGAGACGUCCCAAACUUUAUUUAUUGUUCAAAUAAUCAAAAACAAAAGACUACAGGGUUCUGAGGGGUAUGAACAUUUUACGUUGACUUUUUAAUUCAGUUAAAUUGUGUUUUUGACUAGGAAAGGUUUGGGGUGGUUCUGAUUUCUUUAAUUCCAUAUGUAUUUUGGGAUGCUGAAUCCGAAUAUGAGGUUUGCGGACAAAAUUUCGUGACGCAACAUUAAAAAAAUCGCGAAAAAAGCGAAAAAUUUCUGCUUUGUCCCGCUUUAUUGGUUUAAUCUCGAAAAGUAUUAACUUUCAAUAAAUGGUAUAUUAACAGAAAUUAAAGAAACUUAAAAUUCUCUGUAAAUAUCACUAUUUAAUUUUUUUUAGACGAGCCGUUCGGUCUGAAGUGCGAGUUGAAAAUGGACAAUUUUUAGCGGUCUCUGCAAAAGCAACUUUUUAGGCGGGAGAAAUGUUAAAAACUUAAUAAAUCGUUUUUAUUGAAUUAUUUACAUGAGGUUUUUUAUUGAAAGUUUUAAGGACGGCGCACACCAUCGCGCACGAGUACUUACCUGCACGUCUGCGUUCCCAGUCAUUUUGUUGUUUUAACAAGUUGUUUUUUUGUUGAUUUCUACAAGUUGUGUUUACGUGUGGUGUUAAAAAUGGCUUCUGACGUGUGUUUUUUUUAUGAUAAAGUACUGGAUAAUGAUGUUGAAACGGUUUUGAAAUAACCAUGUUCAGCUCAGUAAAAAACUACAGUUGAGGUUCAUAAGAGUAAGUCGUAAAAACUAUAAUGAUGUAAAAAUGAUAACCGCUUUUUUGAAGAAAGUUAAGGAGGGUUGGAGCAAGUUCAAAGACGUUCUAAAGAACCACCUUUUAAUUUCAAAAGUUUUAUGUGUGGUCUCGUUAUAACCAAAGAAAACCAAUCGCAAUAUGGUGUAUGAAGUUAGAAUUCUAAAACUCAAAGAAACUGUUAUGAAAAGAGCAGAAGAACCUCAAAAAAUAUUAAAAAAUCGGGUCCAUUUGCCAUGAUGUUAAAAGAGCAAUGGAAGAAGACGUAUACUAUUAUUUAGAGAAUAGUGACGGGGAGUGUCAGUUUUUGCUCUAAGAAUUGAUGGACCAAAUCAAGGGUAAAUAUCGUACUGACAAAAAGACAGUCAAAGCUCAUCUACUCAAAAAAUACGGAAGCGAUAUAAUUACAUAUUACCAUGUCUUAAAACAAGAAGCCGGUAGUUUGUUUCAAAGACACAGGCUAUAAAAUCUUGAACGACGCUAGGUACCAGCAAGCGUUAAAAAAAUGAACAAGAGGAAAGACUACGGAUUGUUCAGACGGCUGCUGCCAUUAUUGUUGAUGAUAUCCGGAGCCAGGUUUAUUAACACAGUAGUACUCCCACCGGAUAAAUUUUUAGAAGGAAAUACAUAACUCAUUCCUGAAACACUAUGUACAUUUAUGGAAAAAGUUAUACUUCAUAAAAAACGUGGGAAAUAUGAUAACUGGAAGAAGAAAAGCAACGCGCCUCUUCAUAGUCUUGUAGCGACAGUAAGGCCCAGAUCAUUCGUCUCACCAGUCCUUGUAGGGUUGGCCGUGUUUCUCGACAAAAAGAGACGGCUCAAAAUUGGUAUGAUUGAAUAAUUUAUAAUGACUCUAUGAUUUAUAAUUUUUGAAAAUCUCGGGAGGUUGUAACCAAAGAAAAUAUUCCACCUGUUGUCAAUCUGGUGGUAUGGGAACGAUAUUUAUUGUCGUUUUCUGUGCUACUUCGAUUGAUAACUUACUUUGUUUUUCGGUAGAUGGCUCUACACUAGGUUCGCUUUCAAGAUGCAGUAGAAAUAAACAAACCAAGACACAUUAAAUGCCACUAGGAGCACAACCGAAUCAUAAUUUACAAUGUAUAUACAUUGUAAAUCCCAAAUCAUGAUUUGCAAAGUUUAUACAUUGUAAAUUAUGAUUCGGUUGUGCUCCUAGUGGCAUUUAACGUGUCUUGGUUUGUUUAUUUCUACUGCAUCUUGAAAGCGAACCUAGUGUAGUACAUCCGUGACAUUUCGUUCUUUGCAAUUCGGAAAGGCCCAAAGUGUGAUGCCUGGGCAAAUCGGAGAGAAGAGGAUAUGGGACUACUGAUGAGGAGGAAAAAACCUCCGAAACCGGUAUAGACUCUUCCUGUACUCUCCGAUUUAACCAAAGUAUUAUGCAGCUGCUGCAUUUUCGUGUUGCAAAGAAAUUGAAAAUGUUUAUACAUUUUAAAAUUGGUUGAUAUAGUUUCCUAUUUGGGAUCUUGUUCAUCUUAACAGAAGCUGUUCGUCUGGAAGUGUACAACAUUAUGUAUAAUAAUUUUUAUUUUGUUAGAGUCCUACCUUUUGUCAUUACUGAGUUUGUACAAUAUCGACCUUUUUUCUUUUUAAUUAUUUUUGCAAAAAACUAGGAGAAAUUUAUCAAAUAACACCAUUCUAAUAAAAAAUAAAGUUUUGGAAUGUAAAAAGUGGGUUUUGCAGAGACCGUUACACUUUAGACCGAACGGUUCGACUGAAAAAAAAACUAAAUAGUGAUAUUUGUAGAUAAUUUUAAGUACUUUAAUUUCUGUUAACAAACCAUUUACUAAAAGUUAAUAGUUUUCGAGAUUUAAGCAAAAAAGCGGGAAAAAGCAGAAAUUAUUCGCGAUUGUUUCAAUGUUGCGUCACUAAAUUUUGUUCGCAAACCUCAUAUUCUGAUUCAGCACUCCAAAAUAUGUACAUGUAAAAUGAAAGAAAUCAGAACUACCCCAAAACUUUCCCACUAGGGGGUUCCUAGAGUACAAAUUGACUGAAUUAUUUAUCUGAAAUUUCUUUGAGAAAUCAGAGCCCAAAACACAUAUUUAUUGUCUAAAUUUGAUACCUACUUAUACAUAUUGUUGCAAAAAGGGAACAUUUGUAUAAAUAAAUUAUGAAUAAUGUUGUAUAGAGUAUAGAGAUUAUAUAUUUAACAUAUUUAUAAAUAGUCAAUAGUCUACGCAGGUAUAAAUGGUGUGUGCUUUCAUAGUAGUAGUUGUUUUUUUCAGUGUCGUAUUCUACAUAUUUUAUAAUUGUCAGUAUAAACGUUUGCUUAAGACUAUCACACACGGUACGGUUGAUUUUGAUAAAGAGAUUUGAUUGUUACCCAACCAUGCUUAAUGUUCCUUUGAGGGACCAGUGUUUUAUAUGAAAGUAUUAACUUUUUCGACAAAACUACGUAGGGAUAAAUGUGAUACAGAAUAAAAAUCUUUAUUUUUAAAACGUUUUUAUACACUCCACUUGUUCUUUGUCACUUUGUCCGGAAAAAAAUUAAACAUACUUCCUGACUAGCUAGAGGUCUGAAAUUUUCCGAAUAUGUCAGAACUCGAUGACAAUGCAUAUUCAACAGCUUUUACGUGGAUGCACUGAGUUUUAUUAUUCCAAAAAUUCAUUUAUUUUAAUACUGUUGCACUAGAAUUUAUAUGCCAAGUAUUUAUCUCCAUACCUAACAUCCAAUAUGGUCUAGUGGCUAGGAUACCUGGUUUCACCCAGGUGGCUCGGGUUCGAUUCCCGGUAUAGUAAAUCCUUUUUGGUUUUAAAAUUGACAUUUUUAUUUGAAAAAUAUUUGUUUUUAUAAUACUUUUUUUAUAGUGUCAUAUAAAUAAUAAAAACGUUUUAUUAUAAAAAGUUGCUUUUUAUAAAAGUGUAAUUAUUUGCGAUUGAGAUUAAAUGACGAUUUUGUACACUAGGGACCAAAAUGUAAAACCUUUAUUUACCUACGGUUAAGAAACCUAUAAAAUUAUCUCUUACACUAUCAAUAAAGAAACGAAAGAAACGUACAAUCAAUAUAAGGACCUAUAAAUAACAGGUACACAUAAAAAGGUUUAUUCGCCUUUUUGACACAAAACCGUCGACCUAAAACUUUUUUAUCGGCUUACUACUGAACAGUUCCUUAUUUCGCAAAAAUAGAAAAUAUUACAAUUUAUUACUAAAUGCAAUCAAAAAUUGUAUCUUUUGAUAACUGCAGCCACACAUUAGGAAUUACAAACUUCACACCAUUUUAUAAAUCACAUAAUGCUCACUUAGUACAGUCGGAAAAAUGAAAGAAUACCCAUGAACGAUCACAUCAAUCACUUAUUUUGUAUUUGCUGUCUUUUUCUAUACCAAACGUUUGCUAUUUAUAGAAAAAGAGAGCAAAUACAAAAUAAGUGAUUGAUGUGAUCGUUCAUGGGUAUUCUUUCAUUUUUCCGACUGUAUAUAAUUUACACUACAUGUUCCCGAUACAAAGUUAAGAUAUCCUUUACGUUCAUUGUAUUUUGUAAUGCUAUUACAGUUUAGGUGUUUUUUUAUAUGAUUCAUCUCCAGUGUCCGAAAAUAAUAUGUUAUGUUUAUGAGUACUAUGUCUUAAUCAGUCUGAAUGAGUCUGAUCUAAUCAUCAGUCCUGGGAUAAUACAUAUAAUUAACAUUUCAAAGAGUUUUUCAAUUUUGUCUAAUAUUUUCUCAAUUUUCGCUAGAAUUUGUGACUGUUUGAUUGUAUUGUAGAGCAUUAUGUAGCAUUCGGUCGUAAAAUAAUCGUCAAUUAUUACAAAAGUAAUUUGAAAAAUUUGUGUCUAAUUUGAAUAUAUUUAUGCAAUUGUGUACUUUUAAGUUCUAUUAGAAUAGUGAUAUAUAUGUAUCGGUUUUAGAACGUCUUUCGACGUUGUCCGCUGCCUAACUUCCACGUCCUUCUAUCAUCCCAUUGGCCAUCUCUAAGAUCCCUUGCACUCAUUGCUUUGGUUACCCCUUCUUUCCAUGUCUUUUUGGGUCUUCCUCGUUUUUUGCGGUUUGGUGGUACCCACUGCAUGAUCUUUUUGGUCAAUCUUGUGUCUUCCAUUCUUUGAACAUGACCAUACCAAAUCAACUGUUUCCUCUCAAUGUCUGUUGUUAAGUAACCAUCUAUUCCAAUUCGUCGUCUUACUUCCUCAUUUCGAACUCUUUCCCUACGGGAUAUACCUAACGAUCUUUAUAUUCUCCAAGUUUCUGCUCCGUAAAGUAGGCUGCUUUUAAUAAGUGUUUCAUAGAUAUUGUAUUUUCGCUGUAUUCGUAUUUCGGAGCUCCAAAGUAUUCCAUUUAGCCAGCCAAUUGUUCUUCUAGCUUGUGUUACCCUUUUCUUUAAUUCCUCAUUGUCUUUUCCCGUUCUAUCGAAGAUUACUCCCAGGUACGUGUAUUCACUACAGGAUGUGAUUUGUUCAUUAUCUUCUAGUUCGAUAUUGGAUAACUCAGCUCCUAUGGGUAGGUAUUUAGUUUUUUCCACAUUAAUUUCCAAGCCCCACUGUUCAUAUUCCUCCUUUAGUUUUCUUGCCAUAUACUUUAAGGUCGUCUUUAUUAUUAGCUAUGAUCACUUGGUCAUCAGCAAAUUGUAAGGUAUAUAAAAAAACCUCUCCGAGGUCUAUACCCGUACCAUGGCAUUUAUGUUUCCACUGGUUUAGUGCUUUUGCAACAUAUAUCUUGAACAAAGUUGGUGAAAUACAGCAACCCUGGCGCAGACCCUUGUUAAGUAUGAACUUUUUAGAUAGUGUGUUGCCAAUUUUUACUUGCGAUGUAGAAUUUUCGUAUAGAUUUUUUAAGGCGUUGACUAGAGUGUAGCUGAUAUUAAUUUCUUGUAGUGAUUUCCACAAUUUAGUCACAGGUAGGGGAGCAAACCUUAAUUGCUUAUGGUAGGGGAGCAAAGUAUGCUAAAUGUGCAGUCACUCGAGCGUUAUGGGGACCUAUUGGGUUGUGAAGAGUAGGUCCUAAAACCAAAAAAAGUUAAGUAAAGUUUUCCAUUUUAGUGGGGACUUUCCAUUUUUAAUUUAAUUUUCCAUUUCCAACAAUCGUUUUGUUUAGAUUAUAGCGCCAUCUAUCCAUAAUUCGAAAAAAUGUCUCGAAUAAAAGUUACUUAUUUUUACGUGAGGAAUCCAAAUCUGCAAUAAAAAAAUGGGGGCUCCCAUUUAAGAUUUUAAAGUAUCCCCCACCCCACCUCUGUGAGGGGUCGUGUUUAGUGCCAUUCGAUAGAUUUUUCAAAAAUAUUGAAUAAGUGUAUUUUUCAGUUUUUGGAUCUGAUGUUCAUUUCGCGAAAUAUCACGGGAUUCGUAUUUAAAAUUUUUAAUUUACCCCCCACCCCUCUUCGUGGGAAGUCGUGUUUGGUAUCAUUCGAUAGAUUUUUGAAAAAUAUUGAGCACGUAUUUUUUAGUUUUUCGAUCUGUCAUUUAUUUCGCGAGAUAUUCGCUUUUUUCUUGUGAAACUUUGGGACUGACCCAUUUCCUUACGCCCCGCUAAAAUCGUCAGAUUUUUUAAAUAUACACUGUUUUACAUGUACUUAACUUACCUUAGCUUAAUCUGACAAUUUCGAGUAUUUUUAAGGAUAGAUUUUUUUCGGACCCCCUUUAACGAACUCCUCUGAAUUAAGAGCCAGUAUAUGGUAGAGGUACAUUUUCAGGGUACAAGGUUUCUCCCCAUAUAAUAAUCUGACGCGCUCGAGUAACUGCAAAAAUCCCCGCUUGGGCUCCCCUACCAUUACCAUUAUGAAGUGGCAAGUAGCUCAAAAUGAAAUAGAAACGUAUAACAAAACACAUAAAAGAUAUACAUUUAUUUUGUAUUUUAUCGCUUACGUAAAUGUUGACGAAAAUCACAAAAUUAAAUCUUUAUAAGUAAUGAAAUUUGAAGAUGAUGUUUUGGUUAAUAGGAAAAAGGAGAAUAAGACUGAGACAAAGCAAACAGCGGCAGCUGUAUACUAUCAAUAUGAUUUUAAACACCAUCUACAAAUUUUUUAUUUAUAAUAAUUGAAUGUACGAUGAAGAAUCACCUCAUAAAUUAACAAUUAUUCACAAAUAUCCCUCUGUAAUUUUGUCGAGAAUGUUUUAAUGCACCUUUUAUUUCUUUUUUUAUGACUAUAUUGGACUUUUUUUUGGAUUUAUACGUAUGGAAAUUUUUAUUUUUCAUUAUAUUCUCGUAUAUUUUCCAAUUUUUAUUCGGGAGUUUAUAAUCAUUUUUAAUUGCUGUAGACAAGUUGUAAAAAACAGUUAACAUUUUAUAUUCUUCACCAGGAACAUGGUGUUUUGAUUGAAUUUUUAUAAAUAAAAUUGCUUUGUGUGUUUAAAACGGAAUGCAUGGAGACAAAAAUAUAUAUUCAAUCUGUUUUGAUAUAUACACAUAUUUUUCUAUACUACUAACCCUAUUUUGCUUAUAUAUAUAUAUAUAUAUAUAUAUAUAUAUAUAUAUAUAUAUAUAUAUAUAUAUAUAGUAUUACUGUAAUUCUGAAUUGAAAAGAACUCAGAUCUUAUUAAUAUAUUGUUUUAAAAUUG